AUGUCUUCCAUGUUUCGAAAAAAGGCGUCAAGCAGAAAGAGUGUUGACGCGUACAGUGAAUCUGAUCACUCUGAAAGCGAUGUCUCCAACGCUCCAACGCCGACUAGCCGUGUUGAGUCGUCAAAACCUAUCUCUCCCACUUCUGAAACACCCACUUCAAAACGCGAGCCAAUGUCGAGCGAAGCAUGGACAGUCAUAAUUUUACUCAUAAUCGGCAUAAUUGGACGACUGUGCUACGCCAAGUUUGGUGGAAUCGAGCUUUAUUUGGGCUCAAUUAUAACUGAAGACGAAAGCUUAUGGGGAACUGUACUGCGGGAUCUAAAUGCGCAAGAAGGAACUGUUGGCGCCGUAGUUAUUGGGCUUUGGGAGGGUGUUCUGUUACAUCAGAUAAUGAGGAUUAGCGCACGCGCAGCAGCUGGUGUAUUCGCUGGGUUGGCGGGUCGACUUGUGCUGGAUUUAGCCUCGGGGUCUGCCGGCCAGGCCCCGGCCGAGAGACGUACGCACCGUCGAGCACUAUCAGAGCGAGACUCUCAGCACGCAGAAACGAUCGGCCUUGGUACCAUACCUUCAGUGUUUUCUGGAGACCUCGAGGCCGAAAUUGCCGAGCUCAGACGACAGGCCAGUACUGCGGCCGGUCAACAGCACAAGUAUCAAGAAGAGCAGAAAUAUGAAUACGCUCGAGGAAACAAAGCGCGUGCCUUGCAACUUGAAUGUGAGUUCCCGUCUAAAGCGUCGAUCCGUGGACUUGAGCUUCGAAUAGGGGAGGUCAAACGAUAUGAAGCUUUGGCGGAGAGUCUAACCCGGCAAGUCGGUGACAAAAUUGUGGAAGCACAUCGUCGGGCCGUUGAGAAAGAACUUGCGACACCGUUGCCGGUCCCGCGUUCUUUCAACUCUGGACAACGACACGGUGGAGCUACACAACGUAGUGGAGGAUAUUACUCGGAAAGCGAUACUCGGCGAAAAAUAAACCCCGUCCGCGUGACUGUCUCGGCUGGUGGAGAAACCUAUGAAGUAACAGCUGAGGAUGAGGAAGUAGAAAUCGGUCCUAAUUUGCGAGUUCGCACCAGACAUGUCUACCAGCCACCAAUAACUCAGCCACAAGAGCCUGCGUCAAUCUCUACACAAUUUACACCGCCCAUUCGGCCCGCCCCUGCACGGGCAGCUUCGGUCACGCCCACGCCCUCGCCUGCUAGACCUCCACGAUCUGUCCCUCGUUCGAAAGCGAAUACUUUUACCCGGCCCGCUGGCGAUAUUGAUGAGGAUGUGCGCGCAGCUCCUGUUGGUUCGCGUGCCAAAGGCCGGAGCAAACGGGAGAGUGAUUAA
Messenger RNA from Rhizoctonia solani, 1323 nucleotides. RefSeq names its product pre-mRNA-splicing factor SLU7. The transcript has 6 exons. Bases 1 to 1323 code for a protein of 440 amino acids. Lineage: Eukaryota; Fungi; Basidiomycota; Agaricomycetes; Cantharellales; Ceratobasidiaceae. The record is from RefSeq and is a predicted model, not a curated record.